Molecule: messenger RNA, 611 nt
Organism: Tinamus guttatus (white-throated tinamou)
Lineage: Eukaryota; Metazoa; Chordata; Aves; Tinamiformes; Tinamidae
Gene: HPGDS
Product: hematopoietic prostaglandin D synthase
Biological process (GO): glutathione metabolic process
Molecular function (GO): glutathione transferase activity
Source: RefSeq, a predicted model, not a curated record
GAGAUUCAGCAUGCCACACUACAAGCUGACGUACUUCAAUUUGAGAGGAAGAGCAGAAAUUAUCCGCUACCUGUUUGCCUUUUCGGGCAAGCAGUAUGAAGACCAUAGGAUAGAAGGAGCAGACUGGCCCAAAAUCAAACCAACUAUCCCAUUCGGCAAAAUCCCCAUUCUGGAAGUAGAUGGAGUUAUCAUUCACCAAAGCCUGGCAAUAGCAAGAUACCUUGCUAAAGAAGCAGGUGUGGCGGGCCAGACGCCUGUGGAGCAGGCACUAGUUGAUGCUGUUGUGGACACCAUAGAUGACUUCAUGACUCUGUUCCCCUGGGCAGAGAAAAACCAGGAUGUGAGGGAAAAAGCAUUCAACGAUAUCCUCACCAACCAAGCACCAGAGCUACUGAAACACUUGGAUGCUUUCUUAGGGAAUAAAAACUGGCUAGUAGGAGAAUCUGUAACAUGGGCCGAUUUUUACUGGGAUGUGUGCAGUACAACCCUUCUGUCCUGCAAACCCGACCUGGCAGACAACUAUCCCAGGCUCCUGGCUCUCAGAGACAGAGUACAAGCGCUCCCUGCUAUUGCGGCCUGGAUCCAGAAAAGACCAAAGACAAUUAUGUAGC